CGGCCCGCCGCGCGACGCCUCGCACGCGCCUCCGCCGCCGCGAGCCCAUGACCGCCCUCCACAGAUGACGGAGCCCGCCCGCACCCUACGAGAGCGCCGCACUGUCCCCGCACUCAGCACGACCACUCUCACCGCGCGAUCCUGCAUUCGCUCGUACCGCGCGACGAUAAGGUGAUGCAUCAACGAUGAGUCGCCGCGCGCGGCCGUGACAUGGGAGCGCAGGCAUGGGCUGGCGCGCCGUGCAACCGCCGCACAUCGCCGCCGGCUUGCUCCUACUGCUGCUAGUUAACCUGCCAGUAACCUGCCACCAAGACCACCAAGAUGCUGUGCACAUCACGGCCAUCCUCGGCGAGAGCGUGGUGUUCAACUGCCAGGUGGACUUUCCGGAAGACAUCCCGGUGCCGUACGUGUUGCAGUGGGAGAAGAAGGUAGGCGAAACGGGACAGGACAUCCCGAUCUACAUCUGGUACGAGAGCUACCCGACGCACAGCGGCGAGGGUUACGAGGGCCGAGUGUCGCGCGUGGCGCCGGACUCACCCUACGGCGCGGCCAGCCUCAACCUUACCAAUAUCCGCGAGUCUGAUCAGGGUUGGUACGAGUGUAAGGUGGUGUUCCUCAACAGGUCACCCAAUCAGCAUAAAAAUGGCACAUGGUUCCACUUGGACGUGCACGCGCCACCACGCUUCUCCAUCACACCGGAAGACAUUAUUUACGUUAAUUUAGGAGAUGCCAUCAUCCUCAACUGCCAGGCUGAGGGUACGCCUACGCCGGAGAUCCUCUGGUACAAGGACGCGAACCCGGUGGAACCAUCAGGAACUGUGGGCAUCUUCAACGACGGCACCGAACUACGCAUCAGCAACAUCAGGCACGAGGACAUUGGAGACUACACGUGUAUCGCGCGCAAUGGAGAGGGGCAGGUAUCACACACCGCGCGGGUCAUCAUUGCUGGAGGUGCCGUUAUCACUAUGCCGCCAACAAACCAGACAAAGUUAGAAGGAGAGAAAGUUCAGUUUUCAUGUGAAGCAAAAGCAUUACCGGGUAAUGUAACUGUAAAAUGGUUCCGAGAGGGCGCGCCGGUAGCCGAGGUGGCAGCACUGGAGACUAGGGUCACCAUCCGACGUGACGGAGCGCUCGUCAUCAAUCCUGUCGCUGCUGAUGACUCUGGGCAGUAUCUGUGUGAAGUGUCCAACGGAAUAGGCGACCCGCAAAGCGCAUCAGCCUAUUUAAAUGUUGAAUACCCAGCGAAAGUAACGUUCACACCGACCGUGCAGUAUCUCCCCUUCCGGCUAGCAGGAGUAGUGCAGUGUUACAUAAAGGCGAACCCUCCCCUGCAAUACGUCACGUGGACGAAGGACAAGCGACUGUUGGAACCUUAUCAGACUAAGGAUAUUGUGAUCAUGAACAACGGUUCCUUACUGUUCACCAGGGUCAACCAGAACCAUCAGGGUCGAUAUACUUGUACACCUUACAACGCACAAGGAACUCAAGGGUCAUCUGGUCCGAUGGAAGUUUUAGUUCGUAAACCACCUGUGUUCACAGUGGAGCCAGAACCGCUGUACCAAAGAAAGGUGGGCGAGUCGGUGGAGAUGCACUGCGAGGCGCAGGAGGCGGAGGGCACACAGCGGCCGAGCGUGACGUGGCGGCGCCGCGACGGCCUGCCGCUGCAGAAGACUCGCGUGCGCGCGCUCGCCGGGAACAUCACCAUCGACACGCUGCGCCGCCAGGACUUCGGCAUCUACCAGUGCGUCGCCUCCAACGAGGUGGCAACGAUAGUAGCGGACACGCAGCUGGUGAUCGAGGGCACGCAGCCGCACGCGCCAUACAACGUGUCGGGCACGGCCACCGAGUUCCAGGUCACGCUGCGCUGGCAGCCAGGGUACGCGGGCGGGCCCGACUACAAGCAGGACUACACCAUCUGGUACAGGGAGGCAGGCUUCUCCGAGUGGACUAAAGUCCCCGUUACUCCCUCUGGUGCUACUUCUGUCACAAUAAACCGACUGCAACCUGGAACCACGUACGAGUUUCAAGUGAACAGUAAGAAUACGAUAGGAGAAGGAAUGAUGAGUAAAGCUAUUACAAUAAGAACUCUUGAUGUAGGCGCCAAGCCGAAGGCGGCACCCACUCCGGCGGGGCCGGUAGACGAAAAGAUAUUCCAAAACGCACCCGAAGGCUCCGGUCCGAAGUCAGGUCCGCCUCGCAACCUGACGGUGACGGAGGUGCACAAUGGGUUCCUGAUCACGUGGCAGGCGCCGCUGGAGCGCUCGCAUCUAGUGCAGUACUACACCAUCAAGUAUCGUACCGACGCGCAGUGGAAGACCCUCAACCGAGGACAGAUACGACCCGAGGAGACCAGCUACUUGGUGAAGAACCUGGUCGGCGGUCGCACGUACUACUUCCGCGUGCUCGCGAACUCGGCGACGAGCUACGAGAGCUCGGAGGAGGUGAAGUUCCCGGUGCCUGCGCGGGUAAAGCACAAAGCGAUCACGGCGGGCGUCGUCGGCGGCAUCCUGUUCUUCAUCGUGGCCAUCAUCCUCUCCGUCUGCGCCGUCAAGAUCUGCAAUAAACGUAAACGACGUAAGCAGGAGAAAGAAAUUAUUCGAUUGCAGCAUACAACAUGGUAGCCGCGCGACUGACAGAUCUCCGCGCCGCUGAUAGCACUCAAGUGCCUUUUAAAAAGCACAGAUUUAGAGAACGCGGAAUAUCGAGUAUAGUUCAAUGUUUGCGGUUCACUGCAAACUGGGUGUGGCCAGCGUCGAGAUGCGGGGGCUCGGUGCGGUACUGGGCGUCGGCGCGGCGCGUGUCGGCGGCGCCGUCCGGCUCGCCGGCGCCCUCGCUGGCGCCCUCCUCGUCCGACGACGGCGGCUUCCUACCGCGCCUCCGAGCACCGCUGCGGCCAUCAGCCGCGCCGCCGCUGUUCCGUGCGUCGUCGCCGGCGCUGGCGCUGCACUGGCCGCCGUGGCCGCCAUGGCCCCCGUGGGCGGCGGCCUGGACCCCCUGGUCACCGUUGCACGUAUCUGACCUCAGCUCCGUGCCCUUCCCGAGUUCUGCCGACGGCUCAUUUCCCACGCCUCCUUCUCCAUUCCGCCUCAGAUCGCUACGACAGAGCGCUCACGACCCGCUCCGCGCCGCUACCGGCCCGCUCGCUAGACCCCGCGCCCGACCUCUGCCGCGGCACGCUCGGCCGCGAGCAGUAGCGGACUUGCCGCCGCCUCCCCACGAAGCAUCGCCCGAGAGUCGGUCCUCAUCCAGCGGGUUCGGCAGUAAGAACGCGUCGUCCUCGCAACACAACCGCAGCAGCAGGACCGGCAGCCUGGCGGAGUGGCGGCCGCCCCCGUACCGGCCGCCGCCGCCGGCGCCGCCGCCGCGGCCCGGCUCCGGCGAGGCGGGCGACGCGGGCUCGGUGGACGUACACUACGAGUGGGACCGCGCCACGCGCACGCCAACUCCCUCGACUCCGGAGCGCACGCGCGCGCGCCCUUCGCGGGAUGACGUGGAAGCUCGAGUGCGUGCUAUGAAGGAAGAGUUCCUCGAGUUCCGUAAACGCCAGGCGUUGCGGCGUCGCUCCCCGGAGCCUCUGGCGCCGCCCCCGCCGCUGUCGCCGCUGUCUCCGCUGUCGCCGCUGGCCGCGCUGGCUCACUCGCCGGCCGCGCCCGCUGAGACUGUCUGCUGACCUUCGAGCUGCCGAUCAUUAUCGAGCGACAAGCUUUCAAUGAUCGCCUUGCUCCCCACCGACCCAAUUUCGUGAAUGCGCUUCAAAUAUGUACAGAUUUUAAUGGAGCAAUAAGUAUUUAAAUUCCGAAUUUACUUCAGCAAAUAUUUAAUUAUUAUUUGAACUAAUACUUUAGCUUGAGCAACCAUACUGAAUAUCGGGCAGGAACGUUGAACGACAAUCAAAUACAGCAGUCGGUAAAUUUUCAUUAUUUAUUAGGUAGAGCCCAAUGACCUACGAAACGGGGGCUAUUUGGAAGUAGAUAUUGAUUUGGUACGUUCACUGUUUAUGUAGUGUUAAAAGAUCCCACCAGGUCACUGGCGUUACGACCACGCCGCCGGUAACCAUUAUUAUAAAUAUAGAUACUUAGGAAAUGAUGACUUAAGUCGCACAAGAAUAUAUGCGACUGUAAUAAUGUACGUAUAAAAAGUGGAUGCUGUGACGGUUCUUGGUCGCACUGUCUGCUUUCCUAUCUGAUAAAAUAUGUCAAUUAAUUGUUCAAGGCAAACGCACUCACGGCCUUUAAUAACUAUGUGGCAAGAUGAAAACCAACACAAACAAAAACACGUGACUGUAUUUGAACUACGUGUCAUGUACAAAGCCACAAGACUAAAGUAACCUACGCAACAACAAGUGGUCACUGUGAACCGAUUGCUUAUUGUUUGGUCGAAGCCGUAUAUUUAUAUUGUUUUAUAAUUACGUGAAGCAGUAAUGUGCGGCGGGCAGGCAGUGCGAGAGACGUUCACCUUAACGCUUUAGGUAUGAGCGGGGAAGCAUCCACGACACCGCUCAUACCAACAUUAUAUUGUAGUUAUUAUUGUAACUAAUUACGAAUAACGAUUUACUAAGAGCAGCCGCGACUGGUGGCCGAGCACGCCGCGGCCACGCGAGCCACGCGCGCCGCGUCUCGCCCGUCAGUCCCGGCUGCUCCUUUAUAAUAUACAACAAAAUAAUCAUUAAGUAGAUUUAGAAAUAAUUUAGAUUGAUACAAAACGUAUAAACUCAGUUUUGUUUCACAUUUUUAAAUGAAUUAUUAUUUUAAAAGUACAAAUUUAUUUUUAUUAAUUUUAUUUAUGUAGUUACAAUAAUUUAAAAGGAACAACUGUACAUAUGUAAAAACAUAUUAGAUAUUAUACUUAUACAUUUAUUUAUUUAGGUGUGGUGUGGUAUGAUUGAGGUUCUGAAGAACUGUUUGCCGGUGUUUGUGACUACUUGUGAGGCACUACACACUGUUGCCAUUAGACACUGCCGACUAGGAACUUCCCACGUUUAUAUUAAGAACAUAUUCCCUUAUAUUGAUGACUAAACUUAUUUAUUUAUUCUUGUGUGGCUGAUGAUGACCUACCUGAUACAACAAUGCGACUUGAUGUGUCAAUGCCCAAAGUAAUUCGCAAAGGUUCAGUCAAUUGUUUUCGACUUCAUUCAAAUGAUGUUAUGUAAGAUUUUUUUUUAAAUUUUAUAUGUGAUUGUUUUUACUAUUUUUACAGUCCGUUACGAGGUAUUAAAUUGGGUUUAUUAUUUUACAGAAAUAAUAAUACAAUUUACGUAUCGGUUCCUUGAGUAAUCCCACCUAUGUAGUUGACCAGUCAAAACCAAGACUGUUUAGUGUUAUGUUCGUUAUUAGGUUUACUUAUUGUGUCAAAUGUGCUCUUAGAUAUUUCCUUGCAUGCACGUCGCACUUUUUGUACCUAUUGUUUGUAACGCAGAAUUUUUUUAAUCGAAUAUCGAGUUAAGGACCUCCUAAAAUAAGUAUAAAAAUGUACGCUUUAAAGAAAUUGGAAUAAAUUACUCAUAACAAAUAGAUAGGUAGGUAUGAUAAGGUGUAGUUAUUUAUGUGCGUGCAUGGAAGCGUCUGGUACGGAGGAAUACGGCGCGUGGCGUCGGCGGGCACGCAGCGGACACGCGGCGUGCCGUCCGCACUGAGUAUUGUUACGUCAAGGACAGCGAACAAGCGCAUCAUUAGUUCACUGCUGAUGACGGUGUAGACUUAAGCUACGUAUAACGACACAAUAGAUCCUUGUUUUUGUUAUAUUUUUUACUUGUUCUCUAACUUCCGCCAUAGCAUACACUUAGAAUAUUAGGAUCGACGAUAUGUGCAAUAAAAUUAUCCACAGUUCCAUAAUGACUUUGUAAUAUGUUAAAAUAAUUAUGUAUGUAUGUAUAAUAUGCUCAAUAAUUUCGACUGACCAACUGUAAAAAUAUUACUUAUUGGUAAAUAUCGAAGUCACUAUUGUUUAAUUUCGAUUUCAUUAUGCUUUCGUAUAGAAUGCAAUUGAAGAAAAUGGUAGAGUAAUGCAAACAGAUAUUGCUGGGCAAGCUUACUUUGUGGCCGUGUGGCCAGCACUAGUGCAGGCGCCUAAUUCGUAAUUCUUGUUGUUUUAUUGACCGUGGCGGGCAUAUCACGAAA
This is a messenger RNA of Spodoptera littoralis (African cotton leafworm), 6116 nucleotides long. NCBI's taxonomy places the organism in Eukaryota, Metazoa, Arthropoda, Insecta, Lepidoptera, Noctuidae. The record is from the annotation of a GenBank genome assembly.